Messenger RNA from Wallemia ichthyophaga EXF-994, 3021 nucleotides. RefSeq lists its product as uncharacterized. The record is from RefSeq and is a predicted model, not a curated record. The coding region runs from base 1 to 3021 and encodes 1006 amino acids. The transcript has 4 exons. Lineage: Eukaryota; Fungi; Basidiomycota; Wallemiomycetes; Wallemiales; Wallemiaceae.
AUGGGAUCGCCAGUGCAAGAAGAAGACAAGCCAAGAGUGAAAGCAGGUGUAACCGCAGGCGCGCGCAGAGUGCCAGCCAAGUCAGCGACGACCGCCACGCCGACGACGGUGAGGAAGGUGGCACCAUCUACAGCGACAGCGGCCGCCAGACGCGGUGCAACAACCACGCGCACAUCUACCGGUACUACCAGUGCCAGCAGUGCCAGCAGUGCACCCAGACCAACCCCAUCACCAGCAACACGCAGCGCCAACGCUCCUCACAGACCAACAUCGCGGCUAUCGGCUGCACCCUCGCCCCAGCCCGCAUCCGCCACUCGCAGAUCAUCCGUGUCGCGCUCCCUCUCCCACGAUGUACCGAGCAGACCCGGUAGUGCAAUGGGCAGACCCGGGAGCGCCGUGGGUGGAGGCAGGCCUGGAAGCGCUAUGGGCAAGCCAGGCGCUCCUCGCUCUAUUCCCGCCUCGGAGAAGAUAGCUCAGCUUCAGUCUCACAUUGAGUCACUCAGUGCGGAGCUAGACGCAGAGCGCAGUGCCAAUUCCAAUGCCAAUACCAACACUGACGCUGACGCUGACGCUCAUGCUCGUAUUGCAGAAUUGGAAAGCGUCAUUGCGGCUGGACAUGUUGGCGAUAAAGGGUUCGAAGCUGGAGAGACUGCUGACACUGAUUCGCAUGCCCUCCACACCGCCCAGCAGAGUCUACUCGACACUCAGGCUAAACUUGACCACGAGUAUACUGUCGCUGAAGAACGCGCGCAGAUGUUGGAAACCCUUGAGACGAGAGUGUCUGAGUAUGAGAAAGAUAAGCAGGAAAGGAAGGAUAUACUGGAGAUACAUGAUUCAUAUGACAACACUGCUGCCACACGAAUCCAAGAAUUGGAAGAAAUUCUCAAAGCACGCGAUGAAAACGCAGAUCAAAUGGACAUGCACAACACUCGUGUUUUGGAAUUGGAGCAGACAGUAGCAGAACUCAGGAUACAUGCAGAGGACGUAGCGCAAUUGAAAGAGAAGAUAGUGGCAUUGGAGGAGGUGUCAGAGGUAUCACAAGAACACGCUCAGCUAGCUGCAAACCAUGACGCAGCCAAUAUUCGCAUCAGGGAGCUGGAGGAGAGUGCUGCGCAACACAGCUCAUUAUCCAACGAGCAUGAUUCAGCAAGUGCUCGUAUCAAGGACUUAGAGGAAACCAUCGCUCAACAAGGCCUGCUGUCUCAACAAUACGACGCUGCUGUUUCUCGUAUCAAAGAAUUGGAUGAUAGCGCUGCUCAACACAGCUUGCUUUCUGAAGAGCAUCAAGUAGCUACUUGGCGCAUUAAAGAGCUGGAGGAGAGCAUUGCGCAGCACGGUCUGUUAUCUGAAGAGUACGAGUCAGCCAUUACUCGCAUUAAAGAGCUGGAGGAAAGUGCCGCUCAGCACAGCUCGCUGUCUGAAGAGCACGAGGCAGCUACGUCUCGCAUUAAAGAGUUAGAGGAGAGUAUUGCGCAGCAUGGCCUAUUAUCUGAAGAGCACAAGGCAGCCACUUCUCGCAUUAAGGAGUUGGAAGAGAGUGCCACUCAACACCACGCACUAUCUGAAGAACACAAGGCAGCAACGACGCGCAUCAAGGAUCUAGAGAAAAGUGCAGCUGAGCAUGAAGUGCUUUACACCCAAUACGACUCAGCCAGCGAACGCAUCAGGGAGUUAGAGGAGAGUGCCGCGCAACAUGCGCUGCUUUAUGCAGAACACGAAAAAGCCGCUGUACGCAUCAAAGAGCUGGAGGAGAGCGCUGCUCAUUACGAUUCACUCUCCACUCAGCAGGACGCAGCCAAUACUCGCAUCAGGGAGCUGGAAGAGAGUGCAGCGCAGCAUGAAGUGGAUAUGAAGGCGUAUGAAAGCAGGAUGGAAAGUCUGCAAGAGAAGGCGAGUGAUAGUGGUAAUAACACACACGCACUGCAGGAGGCACUGGAUGACACUAGCAAAAAGCUUGCAGAAGCUCUGACACGCGCUAGUACACUCGAGCAACAAACGCUGGAGCUGCAGGCGCUGCAGGAGCGCGAGCAGCAUGAGCGCGAUGAAAAGGAGGAGAAAUUAAUCGCUCUUCAGAGUCAAUUUAACAAGGCAGAAACUGAAUUGGUGAAUCACAAACACAGACACGAAGAAGCACUAAAAGAAGCCCACGAAGCACAUGCUUCGAAUGAAAAUCUAAAAGAACAGCUACAUACCCUAAACGAAAGUAUAUCAAACGAUGCUUCAUCGCAAGAGGUAAUUCAGAAAUUGGAGGAGGAUGUGGCAAGUAAGAGUGGUGAGAUGGAAGCGCUGCACAGUAGGAUCAAAGAGCUGGAGGGAACGAAGGAGGACAGCUCGUCCGAAAUAGCAAGUCUCAAGAUGCAACUGGAAGAGCUGCCGUCGUUUAUGGAGAGAGUGACAGUGCUCGAAAAACAGGUCGACGACGCUAGCAGAAUGGGUGCGGAGUUGGCAGAAGUGAAGGAGAGAAUGAGGAGCAUGCAUAGCGAGCAAGAUGUGGCUCAGCUUCGAAAUGAGAUUGAAGUGCUGCGUGAAUCAACACAAUCUUCAUUCAUGCAGCUUUCAGCUGCGCAUAGCCACAAAGAAGGACUGGAGGGAAUGCUGUCAGAUUCACGCACCAAGUGCAUGAAACUGAUGGGAGAUAUAGAAUCGAUGAAAGCAGUACAGAAGAGCAUGACAGAGGCAACAACGGGGCUAAACGACGAACUGAACGAGCGUAACUACAAAAUGCAGGAACAGAAUAAUAACCUGGAUGCGGCACUGAAGAGGAUGAGACAAGCGGAGGUUGAAGUGGGAGAGUUGCGCAAGGUACUGUUACAUGAGAAGGACGGACGCGCAGCAGCGGAAGCCAAACUGAAGAGUAUGGGGGAUGAGACGGUGUUUAACAGUGGGAAUAUAUCCACCGAAGCGCUACACAAAGCACAUAACAGCAAGAUAGCGCAGAUAGAGCGUAGUUACGAGCAAAUGAUAACGGCGAUGAAUGAUGAGAGUAAAAUGCUCCGGGAGCAGAUAGAAAUGGGUGAGUGA